UCCAGUGUAGCUAGGGCUGCGUAACAGCUAAAGUACGAUUUCCGAUCGGGAGGGGACCCUUAGUCCUCAAAAUGGCGGAGUUCAUCAGUAACUUUCGGACACUUCAGCCACACUCCAGUUACCAGAGAGGUCAUAUUAAAUGGUAUAGUACUUAAAUAAUAAUAAAGUUACUCAACUGAGAAAUGGCUGCGUGCUUAGAGAACGUUCAAAUUGCAAGUUGCCUAUGGUUUGAGGGUGGUGACAAGAGGAAUGCCUUAGCUUCCAUGGUUGCUGGCACUUUGUUCUUUUUAGGAUGGUGGUUCAUGAUUGAUGCCCAUACAAAAUAUCCUGAUGAUACUUCCAAUGGCUAUCUCAUUUGUGGCAUUUGCGGUACAUUAUCCUUACUGAUGGUCAAUUCAGUAACAAACUCACAAAUAAGAGGUGAUGCGUAUGAUGGUGGGUGUCUAGGAGCCAGAGGAGCCAGAGGAUGGCUCUUUAUUGGUUUUGUAAUGGGAUUUGCUGCUGUUAUUGGUUCCUGUUGGAUUAUGUUUGCUGAUUAUAUUUACAAUAAUGAUGCUAGACACCUUUGGCCUGGGUAUGCUCUGUUCUUGCAAAAUUUGUUCAUCAUUAUUGGGUCAGUAACAUAUAAAUUUGGCCGCUCAGAGGACAACUGGAGUUGAACAGAAUUAAUUUUAUUUGAUUACUUAUUCUACAGCAUCAUAAAAGAAAUGCUUUAAAGUGUUUUUGUAUAAAAAUUUAAAUCACCUCUUACUUAUAUGUAUGUACACAGAUAUGUUUGGAAAACUUAGUUUUGUAAGUUCUUUUGACAAACUCAACGGUUCAUGACACUUACCCUGGAUUGUUAAUAAUAAUUUAUUCAACAUAUGUCAUACGCAAUGCUUUGGCUAAAUUGUUUAUGAUUAUUUUAUUUUGAAUCAAAAUACUCAAUGUUCAGCAAUGGUAGAUACACCACUAUAAAUAAAAUUAGAUAGAAAAAAUAAAAUUUAAGUUCUAAAAUUCGUCAAGUUAAUACAAUCAUUAAUUUCCAUUUGUAAUCUUAACAAUAAUUUGAGUAUUCAAAACAA
Messenger RNA from Copidosoma floridanum, 1064 nucleotides. RefSeq names its product transmembrane protein 50A. The record is from RefSeq and is a predicted model, not a curated record. NCBI's taxonomy places the organism in Eukaryota, Metazoa, Arthropoda, Insecta, Hymenoptera, Encyrtidae.